Messenger RNA from Aspergillus chevalieri, 1473 nucleotides. RefSeq names its product putative C6 transcription factor. The coding region runs from base 1 to 1473 and encodes 490 amino acids. Lineage: Eukaryota; Fungi; Ascomycota; Eurotiomycetes; Eurotiales; Aspergillaceae. Gene Ontology annotation, molecular function: zinc ion binding; DNA binding. Gene Ontology annotation, biological process: DNA-templated transcription. The transcript is spliced from 5 exons. The record is from RefSeq and is a predicted model, not a curated record.
AUGGGUCGUAUCGCCACCGUCCUGGCAGAUACAUCAAUCAGUCUCGACGACUUUAGUUCAGUAAACCUGAAUAACCAUCAGAGCGUGGAGAGUGCCAUUCAGAGUUUACUUCCGCCACCGGAUCCGUGCUCGACCAAUACAUGCUCACGGAUAACACUUGAGAGUCUUGUUGAUAUACCCUUAUUCCAGGUACCUGCGAAACCUUGGACCAAUGUCACCGAUGAUGAUAAUCUUGUCUCCCACCUGAUCUCUCUAUACUUUACAUGGGAUCAUCCGUGCUGGCAGUUGGUGGAUCAGAAGGUCUUUCUGUUGCAUAUGAAGACGGGUGACCUAGGAUCACAAUACUGCACACCAUUCCUGGUGAAUAGUAUCUUAGCCAUUGCCAGCGUAUAUUCCGAUGCCCCAGAUGUUUUUGCUAUUCCCGGAAAUGCGGAUUCUUGCGGGUCGCACUUCUACAUCGAAGCCGAAAGACUUUGGAGAGCCGAAGAGGGUACAAUCAGCUUGGCCAACAUCCAGGGCUUGGUUAUCAUGUGUCAUGUGUUGAAAUGCCAGGGAAAAAAUGGAGUUAGCUGGCUGAUGCUGAGACAAGCUGUACAGCUCGCGCAGGAUUUCGGAAUGUUUCGAGCCCCAACGCUGCAUGCCAACUGGGAGGAAAUGGAUGCUGAUAUGCAGCGCAUUCAUGCAAUCGCUGCCUGGGGGAUCUUCAUCAUGAAUUUGGACAUGUCCAUGGAGCUACACAAGGACGCAAAUCUCGAGUCCCCAGCGUGCCGGCCUUAUAUGUCGGGCGACCUCAACGACGAUAUCGCAUGGACCCCUUAUCCUCGCUCGAACGAAAUCGAAUAUGCCAACAAGCCGGGGCUUCUCCGUUAUGUUGCAUCAGAACUCUCCAAUCUGACAGAAGUCACUGCGGCUAUCCAACAGCUGUUUUUUAUGAAUGCCUGCCACAUGGACGUCAACGAUCUCUGGACAAGGACUAACGAGAUAUACUCCCGUCUCCAACAAUGGCGUCGAAACAUGCCAGAUGUUUUGAAGACCGACAAUUACCCUGUCCCGCAAGUACUAUUUCUUCACCUCAAAUUUCACAAGGAGGUAUUGUCAUUGUUCAAUGCCUUUCUGGGGCACAAGGGCCCGGAUAACCCAUCACAUCCAACCUGGUUCCAACAAAUCAAAACAAUCCGCCUGCAAUCGGCCAAGGACAUCGCCCGAUGCUUUGGCAUCCUGCGAUUAUCCUAUGGGUAUAAGCGGAUACCCAGCCACAUGCUCGAGGCGGCGGGCGCUAGUCUUCUUGUAGUGAUGGGCGACUUGACGAACGAAGAAUCCGGGAACGCGUUUUUUGAACUUUGUCGGAUUGUAGUGGUGUUCGGCAAGCGAUUGAAACAGGCCAAGUACAUGAUUGCGAAAGUUAUCUCGGUUGCACAGCAAUCGGGAAUCAUUUUACCGGCGGAAGCAAUGUUGAUUCUUGAAUCGGGAUAG